Molecule: messenger RNA, 1161 nt
Organism: Anopheles gambiae (African malaria mosquito)
Lineage: Eukaryota; Metazoa; Arthropoda; Insecta; Diptera; Culicidae
Exons: 4
Coding region: 1-1029 (342 amino acids)
Source: RefSeq, a predicted model, not a curated record
AUGGCUUUACUUAAGCAGCUGCUGCUAAUCGCAGCCAUGCUGGUUCUUGUGGCAGGGCAAGAUCUUGCCGAGUCAAACACGCGAUCAGUUGAUGAGGGUCGGCGCAGAAAGCGGUUCUAUAAGUUCUUGUUCAAAUCUCUUGGUCCGAUCCUUUCCACCCUCUCGACCGUGGUGCUCGUGAAGGCAAAGAUCGUCCUGGUGGGUCUUUUUUUAGCUGGAAUUUACUUCUUUGGGCACAAAAUAUUUCCGGGUGGCUUUUUCGGCUCAUCGUUCAUUAGCGAGACACCGCCACCGUUCCUGGAGUCGAGCCCGUACACCAGCUACCAUUCGGGGCACGAGAUCAUCUCCAGCUACCCGGGACCGGAGCCGACGUUCACCAGCUUCGAUCAUUCGUCGAGCAGUUACGGCACACCGGCUGCCUCGUACGGGCCACCUUCGAACGCUUAUCUGCCACCAUCGUCCGACACUUCGUCCUACUCAUCCUACUCGAAGUACAGUGGAACGAGGCGCAAGCGUGAUGCUGAGGCGGGUAGACAGCAAACGGCCAGAAGUGAUGCGAAUGAGGAUGAGCUGGAAGAAAAUGAGAUGUACUGGACGGACACACUAACCGAUAUGACCUUUCGCUUUCUGGGUGUGAAUCGACGUGUCUGUCGGAAGCGGUUCGUGUGCGAGUUUGAUUUCCAAGCACGGCGGAACCCGCUGCUCCUUUUUGUCACACGUGCCAUUGGCCGUGAUGUGUUCCAUAACUAUCGUGACGCUGGUGAUGAGAAGGCGGUCAGCUACAGUGACUGUGGCCGCAUCUACGAGGACUGCAAGGUGCCGAAGAGGAAAAAGUUUGCCCGUCGACCGGUUCGCCCUGUAGGUCCUCAGCAGCAGCAGCAGCAUUGGUCGUCGUCUGAUCCGGUUGAUGAUAUGCUAGAGAAUGAAAUUGAUUCAACCGCUUCGACGGAGGAAACUACCACUGUUAGCCCUGGCAGAAGCAAAUUGAUUCUGCUCCCGAAGCGUCCGAAUCGCUUCCGAAGAAACUAACUCGAGGGUUCGUCGCUUGGCCGUUUCGUGAAGCGUGAUUUAGCUGUAACUAAGAGGAUAAUGUAUUUAUUUAUUUAUUUAUUUCAAUUUAAAGAAAGGCAAAAUAAAAGGAAAAUAAAAUAAAUUAAAAAC